UUCCUGUGGUGGAGAAAAAGAGGUAGUGAGUGAGUGCAGUGCUGUGAGCGUGGCAGGCAGCUCGCUGCACUCCUCCUUUCUCUCCCUGCCGGGGAUGCUCCGAGGGCUUGUGCUGCAGCCUCAAGGAGGGGCUUCUUCCAGGCUGAUGGUCCUGGGUUUCGGGGACUACCUGUGACAGCAGCACGAGGCAUGCUGGGAAAACCCAAACACCUGGGCGUCCAAAAUGGCAGAAUGGGCCUGGCAGUAUCUGAUGGGGCAUUGAACAGCUCUGGUGCCCGGGGCAGUAAUAACAGCGUGGACAGCCUGCCAAGCACUCAAGGUGUUGCUCAUUCUGUAGGGCAAUCUGUAGCCCGUUGGGCUGAGUCCUUUGAAAUGCUGCUGCAGGACAAACUUGGUGUUGACUACUUCACUGAGUUCCUGAAGAAGGAGUUUAGUGCUGAGAAUGUUUAUUUCUGGCAGGCCUGUGAACGGUUUCAGCAGAUCCCAGCUAACAGCACUCAACAGUUGGCCCAGGAGGCUAGGAGGAUCUACGAUGAGUUUUUGUCAAGACAUUCGGUGAACCCAGUCAACAUUGACAGACAAGCCUGGAUUGGUGAGGAGAUGUUGGCUACUCCCACCCCAGACAUGUUUAAUGUCCAGCAACUCCAGAUCUUCAACCUGAUGAAAUUUGACAGCUAUGCACGUUUUGUCAAGUCUCCACUGUAUCAGGCAUGUGCAAAAGCUGAAAGCCAAGGGCAGCCCUUGCCAGAACUGGGGCAUCAGUCCCGAAGCGGCAGCCCCCAAAGUGACCAUGGCAAGAAAACAAAACUAAAGACAGGGAAAUCACUGCCACUGGGUGUGGAAGUAGCGGGCAAUGUGAUUGGCAGAAGUCCUCGGAGAUCCUUCCGAAAAGGAGACCGGAGGGAACGUCUCUGGGGAGAGGAGAGAAAUGGCAGUGAGGGGUCAUCACAGUGGCGUGAAUCUCAAGGUUCUUUGAAUUCCUCAGCUAGUCUGGACCUGGGCCUCUUGUCGUCUUAUGCAACCACCAGCAGCUCUCAGCCAGAGAACCAUCGGAGGAGCCUGACUGGGUCAGAAUCUGAUGCUCAGAACCAGCCCAUCAAGUACUGCUGUAUUUAUCUCCCUGAUGGAACUGCCUCUCUGGCUCCGGUGCGGCCUGGUCUUUCCAUCCAGGAUAUGCUGUCUGGAAUUUGCCAGCGCCGGGGCCUCCACCUGCCAGAUGUUAAGAUUUAUCUUGUGGGGAAUGAAAAGAAGCCACUGGCACUGAACCAGGAGAGUUUAGUCCUGAUGGACCAGGAGGUGAAGCUGGAGACCAGGAUAAGCUUUGAACUGGAAAUCAUGCCCAUCAAUAAGAAAGUACGCAUUCUGGCAAAAUCUACCAAGAAUCUGCAAGAGGCACUGCAACCUAUUUUGGAGAAGUAUGGCCUAGAUGUUACACAGGUGCUAGUCCGACGGUCUGGUGAACCACACAAUCUGAAUAUGGAAGAGAAGGUGACCACAGUGGCUGCUCAGAAUCUGGUGCUGGAGUCAGAUGCAGAGAUGAAACUGGCUGGUGUUGGAAAUGCUGAAGCGAGCGCCUCUAGUGAGCAGAGUGAGGAGGACAAUUUGACAGAGGCAGAGGCUGAGAAUGAACCACUCCCAGAUAUGUCCUGCUCCUUUGCCAGGCCCUCUAAAAGUAAUGAGAAUCGGCGCACAUAUGAUUUGGAAGGGCUAGUGGAGCUCCUAAACCGGGUCCAGAACACCAGAGUCAAUGACCAGCGUGGGCUAUUGUCCAAAGAGGAUCUAGUACUGCCAGACUUCCUCCAGGUGCCUGAACAAAGUGGCAUUUCUUGCCCAGACCACUCUUCACCCAGCUUGGACCAAGAGAAGGAAUGCACACCUAAGGUCCCAGUUGCAGAUUCUGCCACUCGGUCUCUGGAACAGUCACAACAAUCCCAGGCUGUUCCUGUUUUGAAGAUGCAAACACAAAGUCCGUCAUCACCAUCAUUGCCAUCAUCAUCAUCAUCAUUGGGUACUGCUGGAAAACCUUCAGCUAUGUGAUCUAUGCCAAGAACCUGCCCCCAUCCUGGCUCUUUCUAAGACGUCUUCUCUGCCUCUUCCUUGGCAGAGCUUUGAAAACUUAUUUUUGGGCCCUCAAUCCAUAGAAACCCUCAUCCACACUGGCUGGGGGAAUUCUGGGAGUUGUAGUCUUAAAAAAUAACAUUUUGUCCAUGCAUGGAGGCGAGAUCAUUUGUAUUCAUUGUCUAUUAUAUCCUAUCAUGACUUGCCUCACACAAGACUUCUCUUCUGGUUUAAGAAUGUGGCUUAAGGCCCAGCAAGGGCUCACAUACAGCUCUAGGGAACAAUCAUCUCCCUGCCCUGCUGCUGCCUGUCUUCCAAGAAUGGACAUGGGUUCUCCCAGUGUUUCAGAAAUCUUUCCACCCCCUCCCACCUUGACACUGCCCGUACUGGACAGAGCAGAAUAUGACCAGUGUUGCUCAUUUGCUAAACCAGACUAUUGUAAGGUGUUGCUUUGUGUUGUAAAACAACUGCCCGUGACUGCUCCAGUGGCAACCAGCACCCCUGUCGCUAGUGGUAUGAUGAUGCCUGCCCUGUAUAUAGUUUGUAAUUUUCAGUAUUUGUAAAAUGUAAGAUACACUGUGGAUUAAAUCGUGUCUCUGUG
Molecule: messenger RNA, 2659 nt
Organism: Pogona vitticeps (central bearded dragon)
Lineage: Eukaryota; Metazoa; Chordata; Lepidosauria; Squamata; Agamidae
Gene: RGS14
Product: regulator of G protein signaling 14
Biological process (GO): signal transduction; spindle organization; regulation of G protein-coupled receptor signaling pathway
Cellular component (GO): plasma membrane; nucleus; cytoplasm
Molecular function (GO): G-protein alpha-subunit binding; microtubule binding; GTPase activator activity
Source: RefSeq, a predicted model, not a curated record